Sinocyclocheilus rhinocerous is the source of this 602-nucleotide messenger RNA. RefSeq names its product protein TANC1-like. Bases 141 to 602 code for a protein of 153 amino acids. The record is from RefSeq and is a predicted model, not a curated record. NCBI's taxonomy places the organism in Eukaryota, Metazoa, Chordata, Actinopteri, Cypriniformes, Cyprinidae. The transcript is spliced from 5 exons.
AGGGAGGAGUUGGUCUCUCCCUCUCUCUCACUCCAGUUCUAAACUUUGACUGAACGAGAAAUGAGCGUGUCAGGCAGAAGCUAAGCGGAAUCUCUCUUAAAACAGGAACAAAGGACUGCAGUAAAAGUGGGAACUGUACCAUGUUUAAGGGAGUGCUGAAGAAAGGGCGAGAGGGAGGAGGAAGAACUGGCAAAAGAGAUGCAGGAAGUCAAUCCCUCAGUCCCAGUUUCCAUCACAGAGUUCAGGAAGAGGGGUUUGCGGUUAUUCAGAAUCAUGGCAGUGGGCCGCUGCCAGUACAGCCGUACCCUGCAGAGGAGAUGCUGAGGCCGAGUUUGACCAGAGGAGUGUCCGUCUCCCUCCCUUCCUCCCCCCUGCUCCCUCCCCGCCAACCAUAUGUUUCGCCAGUCUGGUCCAACAAGUCACCAGGUUCAAUCAGGACACCCAAAUAUGUGGAGAAUCCUCAUGUUUCUGGAGAUUCUGUCACCUGUGCUCUGAAGAACAGGAAAAAGAACAAUACUGGUUUUGUUACAUUGUGGACCAGAUGUCCCCACAAGGAUAGUAAAGAGAUAACCAGACAUAACCUACAUUUUAUGAAUCAAUAA